UAGUAUUACAGAGUUGAGGAACCUUGAUCUUGGAGGGCCACCGUACUGAAGAGUUCGCGUAAACGCGUCCUUAAGCAUCUUAAGUUGUUUUUGUGAUCAAGACAAAAUAAAAUAGUUCACGAGAAAAACGCGAAAGAAAUACAAUACGUUGAAGAUAUGGCUAAUGCUGAACAGCAGAACCAUACACCUCACUAUUGAUACGUUGGGGCUUCCGUACAUUUUGAGUAGAUGGUUGAAAAAAACCAUUUUCCGGUUUGAAAGCUCUGUCGCUACACUUGGGAAACUCCCUUUCUGUUCUGCAGCGACCUAUUGAAGUAUUUAUCAAUAGUUCCGCCUGCAAACCAACCGGAUGUAUGAGGAGUUCCUCCCCAUAUGUAACAUCUGCUAGGCUCGGUUAUUGCGUAAGCUACUCUUGAGAACGACUUUUUCCUGUAAAUUUACCAUGAACGGAAUGAUCGAAUGAUACACGGACCCAGGUGUGUAGGUGUGUUUGGUGAUGAGACUGAGAGAGUGUCAGUGAAUGAUGGAGGAUCUGUUACUCUACACACUCAUCUUACUGAACUACAGACAGAUGAGCAGAUCGUGUGGAGGUUUAAAGACCAUCGCAUAGCUAAAAUCAACAGAGCGGCCAACAACAGAGAUCCAGUUUUUGACUCUGAUGAGAGAUUUACUGACAGACUGAAGAUGAACAAUCAGACUGGAGAUCUCACCAUCACAAACAUCACAUCUGACCUCAUUGGACUUUAUCAACUAGAGAUCAUUAACAACAAGAGCACAACAAAGAAUUUCAGUGUCAGUUUGUCUCCUAAAGUGAAGAUAGUGAAAGAGAGAGAUUCUGUCUCUCUACACAUUGAUGUUACUGAAGAACAGAGAAAUGAGAAGAUACACUGGAAGAUCAAACACAACAACUCUCCUGUAGCUGAAAUCAUUACAGAGAAUAGAAAGAUCUCAACACCUUUUAUUGAAGAGAGAUUCAGAGACAGACUGAAGCUGGAUGAUCAGACUGGAGAUCUCAUCAUCACACACAUGAAGAAUGAAGACUCUGGACAGUAUGAAGCAGAUGUCACCAUCGGCAGCAACACACACACUGUACACAAGACAUUCAGUUUCGCUGACUCAGAAGCAAGUGAAGGAUUCAACAAUGGUGAUGGUGAAGCUGUUAGAUCCUCCACAGGUCUGUCUCCAGGUGUGAUAGCAGGAAUAUGUAUUUCUCUUCUGAUCCUGACUGCUGCUGCUGCUGCUGGUGUUGUGAUCUACCGUCACCGUAAAAUGAGACGUCCGGAUCCCAACAGAGAAGAGAUGAGGGAGACAAGUGUGCCUUUGAAUAUAGUCCUCAGUAAUGGGGAUGUGCCUCCAGUGUGACAUGAUCAACAUCACACACAUCAAGAAGUUCAAAAUUGAUGUAUGUUUGCUGUUGAGAAUGUAAGGGAGGUUCCAAUGUAUUGGGAAACAAUGCAAUGAACUUUGUCUAAAUGUAUGACACAUUACUUGAGAGAUGGGACAGAAUAGUGAAGAUGCAAGGGUCUGGAGGGAUGGCCUAGUGGCCCAGAGUUCAGUUAAAGAUGAAGAGCAUGACAUAAGGGCAAAUCCAAGAGCAGAUCUCAAGGAGAGCAGCCCAAAGGAAAAGAAGAGUCGUAGCUCUCGGGCAAUAGCGGUUGAUCACUAUCUGUGAUAUUUAGAAAGGCAAUUGGUGCCUUUCUUGCUGAAAAUGGGGUUUGAGACCAUACCUGUAAACUAGCCUAUUUUACGGCAAACUUUGCCAUUUUGAAUCGGAAUCUGCCGUUCUUGUGAAUCGAGUUUCUUUGUCGUAGAAUGAGGGGGUCGUGAUUUAUAAAAUGUUCUCAGGCAACGCAACUUCUUCUUGGAGUUUGGCAGAAUGCAUAAGUUGAAUGUAAAAAUUACAAAGAUUUUCUUACAUUUAGUCAUUUAGCAGACGCUUUUAUCCAAAGCGACCUACAGGUGGGGUAAGCAAUGAAAGCAAUUGGUACAGCAUAAGGACAACAAAAGCAUAAGUGCAAAGAAGACUGGUCUCAUAUAACCUAACACAGUAUACAGAGCUAAGUUAGAGUUUUUUUUUUUAUAAAGAGUAGAGAGGAAAUGGAAGUCAGAGCUAAUCAGUGAGGUGUUGUCAGAAAAGAUGUGUUUUCAGACAUUUCUUAAAGAUGGCUGCAGAAUCUGCAGAUCAUUCCACAGAGAUGGAACCCAUCCGAAGAAGGUGUGUGAGAGAGAUUAUUUUACCUUUAUUGGAUGGCACUACAAGACGCCGUUUGUUUGCAGAGCGUAGGGAUCUGGCGGGUACAUCUCUCUGUAUUAGCGAGUGAAGAUUAGGGGGUGCCGAACCACUGGUGGUCUUGUAGGCCAGGUGCAGGGUCUUGAAUUUGAUGCGAGCGACUAUAGGGAGCUAAUGUAGCUCAAUGAAUAGAGGAGUGACGUGUGCUCUCUUCGGUUCAUUAAAGAAAACUCUUGCCGCGGCAUUCUGGAUCAUCUUUAGACUUUAGGAUGUGCAAGUUGGAAGUCCACCCACUGGCGCAUUGCAGUAGUCCAGUCUGGACAGUACAAGAGCCUGUACUUGGACUUGCGUAGCAUGCUCUGAUAAGAAGGGCCUAAUUUUCCUAAUAUUGUAGAGGAUGAAUCUACAGGACCAGGCAGUGCUGGCAACUUGAUCUGUGAAGUUAAGCUGAUCAUCAAUCACCACUCUUUUGGCGGGAUGUCAAGAUGAUGAUGAUGACAUGAUCAUGUUACUAACACGUUGUUAACACAAUUGGCAUGUUGGCUCAUUAGCGAGCUAAAUGGUUGCUAAGCUAAUGUGUGCGGUUGCUAUGGGCGUGGCUUGGCAUCUGCUAAUUGAUAAUCCUCUAAGCCAGGAGUGAAACGAUCCAAUCCCCUUGUCUCUAGACACUGUCCAGCAAAGAUUUACUAUGUUAAUAUGUAUUUUAUAAUUUUUUAUUUUAAACUCUUGUUUUUGGUUCUAUCUAGCCACAAUUGCUUUGUUAAAAUCGUAAAUGUUAGAUCUGAAUGCAGAUUUGUUUUUAUUUGGAUUUAAUUCUGAUAAACAUCUUUAUAGUAUAUUAUACAAAAUUCUCUGUGUUUACUGUCAAUUUAUUAGUGUACAGCAUGAACAGCUUUAAAGCUCUUUAUUCAAUCCUGCUAUUGAAUUUAACCAGAAAAAUAUACAAUUGAAUUUCUUAAAAUUAAAUCUCUUCAUCUCUGUUUGCACUUCUCUGAGUUACGAGUUCUAGAUGAUGUAGUGCUUAUACUGUAUUGCUAAUUUGAAUUGUAAUAAAUAAAAGACUUGUUUUAA
Molecule: messenger RNA, 3301 nt
Organism: Triplophysa dalaica
Lineage: Eukaryota; Metazoa; Chordata; Actinopteri; Cypriniformes; Nemacheilidae
Product: carcinoembryonic antigen-related cell adhesion molecule 1-like
Exons: 5
Coding region: 460-1362 (300 amino acids)
Source: RefSeq, a predicted model, not a curated record